AUGAACCCCAGCAAGAAAUUCUUGUCCUGCGAAUAUAUUGAUGAGAAUUUUUAUAUUAAAAGCUCAUUUGGUAUUCCCUAUACAAAUGUUUAUGACCAAGAACGCCAGAAUUCUAAUGAGAUCGAAAGCAAUACUGUAAUGAGCUAUAACACAGCCAAAAACGAGUUCAACUAUGACAAUAAAACCUUAUCAAUAGUAAUGAACCCCCAGACUAUAAAAUCCUUUGUAAUUAUGACUUCCUCAAUUCCCCAGAAUAUUAUAAAUUUGUCCAUUGUCAAUUCCUUCCUUGGGCACAAAAUAGUUAGGAACCUUUCUCUAGUCUUAAACGAUCUGAUAAGCUUGAAAUAUCUAGAUCUAUCAGGGAACUCUAUAGAAGAUAGAGGAAUGAACUUGCUGAAAGAAAAUGGGGACUGCUUACUCUCCUCUGUGUGAGUGAACAAAACCGCUGGAAAAAUCCCUAUUUUUGCUCAAAGCUCACGCUCUGCGUGAAAAAAUUGAUAUAUAAGUGAUGAUUUUUGCAAUGAAAUCUCUAACUAAUUCUGUUGAAUUUAAACAGCUUGUAUUUUUCUGAAGUUUACGAAUUGAAUUAAUAUUAGCACCGAAAAAGAAUUUUUUUAAAUUUCGAAAUAAAAAUUUAAUCCCUCUGUGAGCAAACAAAAUUUUUUGUUUGCUCAUGAAGGGGGGAGUUAGCUAGGCUAGAAACAUUCAUUGUCUGCUUGAACCAUAUAACUUAUAAAGGAGCCCUGCUGAUAGCUGACUUUUAUAUAUUCAAAGAUCCAAUGCAUAUUGUUGCAGGAAAUUUUAACUUGCAGAAGUGGAAGAAAUAUAGAGAAGCAGUCAAGGCCUUUGAAAUGGACAUCUAA
Blepharisma stoltei is the source of this 863-nucleotide messenger RNA. Lineage: Eukaryota; Ciliophora; Heterotrichea; Heterotrichida; Blepharismidae. The record is from the annotation of a GenBank genome assembly.